AUGCCGUCGACCUACAAGAAAGACAAGCCCUGGGAUACGGAUGACAUUGACAAGUGGAAGAUCGAACAGUUCAAGCCCGAAGACAAUGUUGCCGGCAACUUCGUGGAGGAGUCGUCCUUCAUGACCCUUUUCCCCAAAUACCGCGAGCAGUAUCUGAAGGAAGCAUGGCCGGUGAUUACCCGGUCGCUGGAGAAGGAGGGUAUCGCAUGCACACUUGAUUUGGUGGAGGGUAGUAUGACCGUGAAGACUACUCGCAAGACCUUCGACCCGGCCGCGAUUCUGAAGGCGCGCGACCUCAUCAAGCUCCUUGCCCGAAGCGUUCCAGUCACCCAGGCUCUGAAGAUUCUCGAAGACGGUGUCGCCUGCGACAUCAUCAAGAUCCGCAACCAGGUGCGGAACAAGGAGCGCUUUGUGAAGCGGCGGCAGCGAAUUCUGGGCCCCGGUGGAUCCACAUUGAAGGCACUGGAACUUUUGACCAGCACAUACAUCCUGGUCCAGGGUAACACGGUGUCCGUGAUGGGUCCGUUCAAGGGUUUGAAAGAGGUUCGACGCAUCAUUGACGACUGCAUGGCGAAUAUUCACCCGAUCUACCACAUUAAGGAAUUAAUGAUCAAGCGUGAGCUGGCAAAGGACCCGACACUCGCGAACGAGUCGUGGGACCGGUUCCUCCCCAACUUCAAGAAGCGCACCCUGUCUAAGCGCCGCAUGCCCUUCAAUGUCACCGACAAGACAAAGAAGGUGUACACACCGUUCCCUCCUGCACCCGAGAAGAGCAAGGUCGAUUUGCAGAUCGAGUCCGGCGAAUACUUCCUCUCCAAGGAGGCCAAAGACCGUGCGCAGAAGGAAGAGGUUGUCGAGCGUCAGCGCCAAAAGCGCGAGGAAAAGAUGCGCGAGCGCGAGAAGGACUUUAUUGCGCCCGAGGAACGAACACCUGCCGAUAUCGAUGGCGAGAAGAAGAAGAAGAAGGAAAAGAAGGAGAAGAGCAAGCGCAAGCGAGAUGCCGACGGCGAUAUCGACGCAGAGGAUGCUGCCGAACGCACAGAGAAAAAGAAGAAGAAGAAGAGCAAGUCCAAGGCGGUCUCCGACGAGGAGUAA
Messenger RNA from Penicillium macrosclerotiorum, 1095 nucleotides. RefSeq names its product KRR1 small subunit processome component. Gene Ontology annotation, cellular component: nucleolus; small-subunit processome. NCBI's taxonomy places the organism in Eukaryota, Fungi, Ascomycota, Eurotiomycetes, Eurotiales, Aspergillaceae. The record is from RefSeq and is a predicted model, not a curated record. Bases 1 to 1095 code for a protein of 364 amino acids. Gene Ontology annotation, molecular function: RNA binding. The transcript is spliced from 2 exons.